AUGAGCUCGUUUGGACAUAACGGCGUUUUCAAAAACCCAACUUUCGAGCACAGCCAGGAUCCUGCUCACAUAGCGGCUGGUAAGGUGUUGGAGGAGAACGGAGUAAGAACAAGUGAACAGGUUACCGAUGGUGGCUUGAAAAUGGGUACAAAAAUCCCACUGUGGUUGAAAUUGAUAGUAUUUUUGAUAUUCUUUAUUGCUGUUAUCGCAAUGGUCUUUACAAUGAUGAUGUACUCGGGCAAAAUAACUCCUCAAACCAGUAAUCCUGAUUCUAAUAAUCAAGCAUCAAUAAGCCCACAAUCUGGAUUCGACGUUUCAAACAAACAAUUGAAGCAACUAAUUGACGAACUCCAACAACAAGUAAAAGAUCUCGAGGCAAAGCUAAUGAAAAAGAUUAAUGACACCAAAACUAUACUGGAGAAGAACAUUAAUGACACUAAGGACAUGAGCAAGGCCGACGACGAAUCCCUUAAAACUACGUUGGAGAAAAGCAUUAAUGAAGCUAAAACUAUGCUAGAGAGCAGCAUUAAUGACACAAAGAACAUGAGCAAGAAUGACGACGAAACCCUUAAAACUACGUUAGAGAAAAGCAUUAAUGAAGCUAAAACUAUGCUAGAGAGCAGCAUUAAUGACACAAAGAACAUGAGCAAGAAUGACGACGAAACCCUUAAAACUACGUUAGAGAAAAGCAUUAAUGAAGCUAAAACUAUACUACAGAGCAGCAUUGAUGAUACUAGGGAUACGAGCAAAACCGAUGACAGUGCACUUGAAGCAAGACUACAGAAAAACAUUGAUAACAGCAUCGAAAAAUGCAUGAGUGUGAACACGACUUUGACUGCCAAGAUUGACACGGUCUCUAAGAUGGAAGGACCACGUGGUUUCAAUGGCAGUCAAGGAGUAAAAGGAGACAAGGGAGAUACWGGAGCUGGAAAUCUAACACAGUGUGUUGUCAAAAUUUUAUCGUCGAAUGGGACAAGCCCACUGGGCAAUAACGCAUCUGAAUCAGUGUCAGUAACAGAAGAAACGGGAAAAAAGAUUCUUCAUUUUUCAUGCUCAUCAAACAACGCAGACAUUGUGCAAAGYCUAGAARAWAMCAAUAAUAACAAGAAAGAAUAUACCUGUCAGUGCUUAGGACAAGGAARCUAUAAUUUUAUGACCAUGGGUGCUCCACCUACUCCAACAAACAUGUUAUGUUACAUAACUUACACAGAAUGUCCGCUUAUAUCUUAACAGUAGAGCUCUUUAUCACUGAAAAUUGUACAAAAUAAUACUAAAUGAUGCAAUACUGAUAAGUAGUAAUUAGUAAUARUUUCACGGAUUAAAGUGCGCCCACUCUACAAAUACGUGCUAGAGUGCGACCAGUGAAAUAGAUAUUGCACUAUUAGGCACCUUAGUACGCUCUAAUUUCAUUGUAUUCUUUUGUGUAAAUUUGACUUACAUCAUUGAUAGACAAAUUCUGUUUCACGCGUUGAAUGACUUCACUCUAAACUAAGCUUAUUCAUCUAAUUUAUAUUCUCUUGAUGAGUGAAUUCAUUUGUUUUCUUGAAUAACACUAGGUAUACCAAGUAUGAACACAAACUCACUCAAUUUUACACAUGAAUUUGACGGUUUUGUUUGAGAUGUUUUUUCUUACAAUAUGUGUACUGUGCGCUGUACGCUUUCUUCA
Molecule: messenger RNA, 1666 nt
Organism: Exaiptasia diaphana
Lineage: Eukaryota; Metazoa; Cnidaria; Anthozoa; Actiniaria; Aiptasiidae
Exons: 5
Coding region: 1-1230 (409 amino acids)
Source: RefSeq, a predicted model, not a curated record